Molecule: messenger RNA, 3561 nt
Organism: Ectocarpus sp. CCAP 1310/34
Lineage: Eukaryota; Phaeophyceae; Ectocarpales; Ectocarpaceae
Source: the annotation of a GenBank genome assembly
CCUGCUGUGACGUGCAAGUGUUCAAAAAUACAAAAAUGCACGCCGUCCGUGCUGAGGAGCUGCACUCAACACCAAACCGCCCCCACAACACCCUACACAACGCGGAAAACACCAGCCAUGGCGACCAAUGCGGAGCCCACGAAAACCCACAGUGGUCGACAGACCAAACCCCCGGCGAAAUACAACAACAACGGGUCUCUCGGCGCCGCUGUAGGCGGCGGUGGGCUGGCGCCCACCGCGAGUCUCCUCCCUGGCUUCACCGCGUCUCGUUCGACCAGGGGGGUCGCUGUCGCCACCAACAACCAGAGCGAGGGCGGAGCUGUCAGCUCCGGUCGGGUGGCGCCCACCGUCCGUGCCUCGUCGGGCAAGGGAAAAGGCAAGGCGCUGGAGGGGGAGCAGCACCUCGAUGCUGAAGUGCAAGCCAUCAUGAUUGACUCCCGUUUUUGUUCCGACACCGGGUCCGAAGAAAAAGCAGCAAGCGAUGCCGACGUGGAGGGCGGCGGCGGCAACGACGAUGGCGGCAGCACCAACGAAGACAGCGACAGCGAGGAAUUUAGUCUUCAUAACCCUCGUCAGGGUCGGGUCCUCGGCAAGGUAGCAGGCGGAGCGGGUGCGGGCCGGUCGAGCGGAUCGAGCGGAUCUCGCAGCAGCUCCCCCGUCGAAGCGGGGGCGCAAAGGCUCAGACAGUUCCAACAAUCGCUGAAGCGUCACCGCGGCAGGAGCUACGACCAGUGGGCGGCGUACCUGCUCAAGGAGGCCUGCGGACUGCGGAAGAUCAGCGGGUACUCGAGGUCGUCAGAUACGACCGCCAUGGCUAAGGCGCUGACGCAGCUGGACGUGGUCAUGGAAAGGGACAGCCCGUACUUCGAUGAUUUGGAAGACAGGGCAACAGGCGGAACGGCACCCUCGAAGCCACCAGCCUCGGCGGCGGAGGCGCAGCGAGUUCCACAGCACCUCAUUGCGGCGCUACGUGCUGCAAUCAACGCCGGCGCCUCCCCCGCGCCGACGAAGAUGUACGACUGCGGCGACAAGUCGUACACGGCUGCCGCCAUCAUGGAGGCGAUGAAGGAGGAAGAUAGGCAGAAUGGGGCUGACAACAGCAGCAGCAUCGGACAACGGAGGAAGAGCAAGCACUGCGUACCUCGCUUCUGUGAGCUACUGAUGCACCAGCAGUUCAGGAAGAGGUUCUGCGAGAGUAGGACGCAGCUGAGCAGGAGGGAGCUCGACGCCAAGCAGACGGGGACGAAUCGGGAUAUUCAUCUCGAGCUGUGGGAGGCGUUCAAGGAUGAGAGUUUCGAGGUGCCCAGUUCCUUCGCAGACGACCACCACAUCGUUGGGGCCGGCAUCAACCCCAACACCGUACAUCAGCCGGACAUCACCUUUCAGAAGUUCACGACGAUGAGGACGGAGUUGUUCAAGGACCACGGGGAGAUGUACUCCAACUACAAAAAGUCCGGGAGCAAUGCAGAGAUGUACUCUUUUUGCAAGGAAAGCUUGGACACGUACUACUUUGGGCUGACUACGGAUAAGUGCCCUGACAUCCUGGCGGUCUGCGACCAGAUGCUCCCGGAUGGCACCGCGAGCGAGAACACGGGGGUGGAGAGGGCGGGAGACAAGAAGAGCGGCACCGACGGUGCUGCCGCGGACGCCGGUAAGCGGAAGGCCGCCAAGGUAGAGUCGAAGGAGAGGAACGCGGCCGUGAGCGGCCGGGAUAAGAAGCAGAAGAGGCAGGCGGAUAUGAUUGCGAGUACGGCGAAGGCCGCGAUGGAGACGAUGUUACCCACACUCGGGCUGGGCACGUCCUCCGGGCCCGCGUACACAGACGCUCCAACAUCAUAUUACGAGACCAAGGACGGGAUAGAAAGCAAGGCGGCGAAAACCGACCUACGCACCAAGCUCCGCAAAGAGCUCAAGGAAAUCAAGGAGGAUAUUCGGGUUGAGGAGGCGCGGGGGGAUGCCGCUAACAAGGAAGACCUAGAGCUGUUACGAAUGCAGCAUUCGUCCGUAAGGGCCCAGCUUUUUGAGUUGCUGUCGACACCCGGAGGUAGUGAGGAUUAGGGGAUGCGACCGUGCGCGGUAGGUAGCCGGUGCCCGCGUGGGUGCGUGGUGCGCGGGAGGACGGUAUCGGUUAGUGGGCGAGUAGCGCUACUCUGUUGCGGCUGUGCUGGUUCUUUGUGCUGUAUGACAUGUGACGGUGUACGUUUGGUCGGGUCUUGUGCCGGCCUCUUCGCUCACAUAUGCACUUUGAGUAUUCUUCGUUGGCUGUUUGUCAUUGAAUUGCAUUGUUAUUGUGUUUUGUUUCAGUUUUGGCCCCGGGGGCAGGGUAUUUGGCGUAAAUAUGCUCGCAACAUUUUUUUUUUCCUGGUCCGCCUAUUUCCAAUCCUUCCUUGGUGAAGCGUUUCGAUGCACAACAUCUAUCUCUCUCUCGGAGAAAAUGCGGGGUCUUUGUUGUGGCGCUUCACCAUCACUCUUCUUCAAUCGGUUGUAGCGAGUGUUUGCGUUACAGGAGUAAAGGGGUGUCGUUCCCCAUGUUGUUCUUGCUUUCGACUAGUAGAUAUGACGUGUCACGUUGUGCGGGACCCGCAUUUUGUUGUUGUUGUUUUUUUUUUUUUGGUCGUGUUUACCACUGUCGCGUGGUUGUUGGUCUGAUCACGUUCUGCGGCGGCUUGUUGCCAUUUUCCCAGCGUCAUCUGUUCACGUAGCGGGAGCUGCCUGCGACGGAGCUGCUGUCGUUUCAUAGUGUUCUGGGGCUGUUGAACCAUUUGGAGCUGCAGUACUCACCAAGGGGAGGGAAAUGUGGCUAUCUGUGUCUCCCGACGGGGUGCGUGCGUCCCAUUAUUUUGUGCUCUCUUUCUGUCAACAUGGUUGAUUCGGUGAUUCUUGUGUCUUUCACUGUGUCGGUACACCAAUGGUUGGCCGGUGAUUUUUUCCUCCCUUCGAAGUGCAUGUUCCGCUUAUUUGUGUUCUCUCAUCGUCUAUUUGACAUUGGUUGAUUCAGUGAUUCUCGUAUAUUUCACCGUCUCGAUUCCUACAUGCAGGUUGUUCGGUGUUUUUUUUUUGUCUUUCGUCUUAACGUCGUUGGUCCGACGCGAGGGUACAGGGUAUACCGCGCGAGGCGUGUUGGCCAUGGUUGGACGGCUAGCGAGGAUGGGGCGACGUACUAUGGUUGAGACUUCGGCAUGUAGUUUGCAUGUAGUUUUGUUCUUCUAGUUGUCUUUGCCUUAAACCCGUAAUAUUAAAGAGUACCAAAAUAAAAAAUAAGAAAAACCGGCGGCGGAGUGUUUUCUCUCUGCACGCCCGUUACUUGCGCACGUCUCACAACGACGCUUCAAGCAUACGAAUCCUGGAAGAUCGAAGGGUACACUAGUGGGGUUUGGCCCACGUUCAUUGCGUGGGAAAACGCUAUAAACCGACAACAUGAGAAGUACGCACAGCAGCAAACGAAAAACAGCAACACAACACACGCACGCCAUUUGAAUAACACACCCGAGAAACACGGCCGCCCACAGCCCGGUGCUUCGAAAGACAGGCGAAUACACACAGCCCCCUCAACCCCCCCAG